Cyclocybe aegerita is the source of this 1473-nucleotide messenger RNA. The record is from the annotation of a GenBank genome assembly. NCBI's taxonomy places the organism in Eukaryota, Fungi, Basidiomycota, Agaricomycetes, Agaricales, Hemipholiotaceae.
AUGGUAAACUUCUCCAGCUCUCCCGAUCUUCCAGCGACAUCGUCUUCGACGAUGACAGGCGCUCAAGACGUCUCAAUCGAAAUACUUACUGAGAUUUUUCAUUUCGCAUUGGAGCCCGAAAACCCUUUAUCUCUAUCGCCAUUUGACACCCGACGACACAUCAGCGCCGUGUGCUCGUUCUGGCGCGACGUCCUCAACAGCACCCCAUCUUUAUGGCAGUCCAUUACUUUUGCACCUACCUCCCCCCAACACGGCGAAGAAAGCCGCGCCCUCGCCCAUGCAUGGCUUCAGCGUAGUCGCAACAGUCUUGCCCUCGAUUUCUGCUCCAGGCUUCCUCCCCAGCUGCCCACCCGCGUCGAAGAUCUCCUUUUUGGAGGCGGCGCUAUCAGAAUUGUCGAGGAGAUUAUCCGGCCAUUCGCAUGGAGAAUCGUCUCUCUCACCUGCAUCCUCUCGGGCUGCAAAGACGAUAUACGUGCCUUCCUCACCCUUCCACCAUCUACCUUUCCCAAUCUCGAGAGCGUCAACAUCGUCUUCCUCAACGAUGUCCAGAAUCCCCGAUCGGAAUUCACUUUCGAAGAGAGGAGGGCGUUUUCGGUGUUCGUUGAUGCCCCGCGGCUCAUGAGCGCGAGGCUUCACCUUCUCAACGGCAUUGAUCCACUCGAUUUGCGGCUUCCGUGGGGCCAGAUGAAAUUGCUCGAUUUCGGGAACAUUCCUAUGGCAGACGAUGUUUUCAUGAGCAUUAUGCAAAUGUCGGCGCGCUCGCUUCGAGACGGAACCUUCAACGUUGUCCUCGAGCCGCGAUUCCACCUUCCACUUGCUGCGACAUUUCCGCAGAUAUCUAUGCCCAAUGUCAUCAGAUUUAGACUUAUCCUCGGUCGUCAUCUCGCAGAUCCAGAUUUAUUCAGACUCCUCGAAUUUCGCGCUACGAAGUAUUUACAGAUAGAGAAAGUUGGAGGUUUCAGGGGCAUCGAUCUCGAGACGAUCACGCCGCUCAUACGUCCCAUGUCAAGCUCUCUGGAGUAUGUUACCCUUCUCGACCUCGAGGACGGGACGAACACUAUAGCACAUAGUCACGUAUAUUACCCCGAAAUGGCCACUAUUUUUCGAGCCGUUCCAGGCCUCAUAUAUCUUCAUCUACCCCGAGGUAUCCUCCUCGACGGCCCACUGGUCGAGGACAUCGCUUCGGGGCGCGUUCUCCCGCGUCUUGAAGCAUUGGACGUGGCUGUGAGUGGCCUCGAGAACGGCUAUCGAGUCAUCAAGAUGGCGGAUGGUCGAAACCACGAAGCUCUGCGCCCCGCCUUCCAAGCGUCCUCGCCUUCACAAAUAUUCGACGUUGCGAUACCCCGAAUUACGCCUAUCGUGCGCCUCCAGUUGCAAGUGCCGCUCGCGGAGAGAAAUGCGCUGGAGGAGUUGCUAGCUAAUUUCGUUUCGUCGGGUCACCUGGCAAAUACGGUUGUCGAGCUCGUUGUUUGA